Priapulus caudatus is the source of this 1300-nucleotide messenger RNA. RefSeq names its product cytochrome P450 2D4-like. The transcript is spliced from 6 exons. The annotation marks the transcript as partial. Gene Ontology annotation, molecular function: oxidoreductase activity, acting on paired donors, with incorporation or reduction of molecular oxygen, reduced flavin or flavoprotein as one donor, and incorporation of one atom of oxygen; iron ion binding; heme binding. The record is from RefSeq and is a predicted model, not a curated record. Lineage: Eukaryota; Metazoa; Priapulida; Priapulimorpha; Priapulimorphida; Priapulidae. Gene Ontology annotation, cellular component: cytoplasm; intracellular membrane-bounded organelle. Gene Ontology annotation, biological process: xenobiotic metabolic process.
GACUUGCAUUUAGCGAGGGAAAGCUAUGGAGGGAGCAUAGGAAGUUUGCGCUCACCAAGUUGCGUGAGUUCGGCAUGGGGAAGGUCAGCAUAGAGAAGAAGAUCCAGGAGGAGGCGUCCGCCUGUCUCGCACAUCUAAGGGACACCAACGGGGAGCCGCUCGAUCCACAGGCUCUUCUCAGCAGCUGUGUGUUGAACGUGAUUGUCUCCAUCAUAUUCGGUGCUCGGUAUGACUACGCCGACCCCGCCUUUCUCAGAUUUACCGACGAUAUCAACGCCAUCUUCCACAAUACCAACGUACAGGGCAUGCUUAACUUCUUCCCUGUGCUGCGACACCUGCCCGUCUUCAGCCGCAUGCUGAAAAAGAUGGACGCGGGGUACGCAGAGUUGGACAAGAAGCUGGAAAGUAACAUAGCAGAGCACGAAGAGCAGGCGACGGAGAAAGAGGGAGACGUGAGAGACUACUUAGACGCAUACCUGCUAGCGCAGCGGAAGUGGGCGGCCACGGAUUCGGCAUUCACUACUUUUCAGCUGCUCAUGUCUGUGCGUGAUCUGUUUCUCGGCGGAUCUCACACCGUCAUGACGACGCUACGCUGGGGUCUGCUUUUUAUGCUCAAAUACCCUCACGUCCUGCGGAGAGUGCAGGUCGAGAUCGAUGACGUCAUCGGACGAGGGAGGCUACCCUGCAUGGCGGACCAAGACAACAUGCCGUACACGCGGGCGACAAUAGCCGAGGUGCAGAGAGUAGCGGACAUUGUGCCUCUGAGCGUGCCACACAGAACGACCACCGAGUUAGAGCUAGGAGGCUACGUCAUCCCCGCCGGUACGGCGAUCCUUGCUAACCUCACGGCCAUCCUGAACGACCCGAAACACUUUCCCGAACCGGAGAAGUUCCGCCUUGAGCGCUACCUGGACGAGCGUGGAGACUUUGUGCAAAACGAAGCGCUGAUCCCGUUCUCCAUUGGUCAUCGCGUGUGUCUAGGAGAGGCUCUCGCAAAAGUGGAGCUGUUCAUAUUCUUCACAAGCAUUCUGCAGAACUUCAACAUCGGACUACCAGAUGGCGUUACCGAUCCGUCUAUGGAUGGAAACUUGGGCAUCUUGUGGAUGGCAAAUCCGUAUCUGUUACAUUGCGUCGCGCGACAGUAAUCCACAAUGAUGUCAAAACCCCACACCGUACGAGUCAUAAUGUCUGGAACUUGCUAUUACUCACGUGCGAUGAAACUGAAUUACUUUACAUUCAUAAGCAAAUCAAAAUGUCUAUGUAAAUUUGGAGUUUUUUACCAUUGAGAUCUCCAAAACAA